AACAUGCUGGGAAAUUGGAGAGACGUUAGAAGUGAUAAGUGCUCUCAUAUUUACCUCAGUACUGGAGGAUGUAAUAUAAGUUACAGCACUAGAGCCUGUAGAGCUCAGUAAAUUAAAGGUUCCUAGGGCGGCUGAGGCCGGAGCGGUUAUGAGGGAGGACCCGGCGGAGAUGGCGGCGGCGGCGGAGCAGAAAGUCAGUGAGGACGGAGCAAAACUACAGCUGAUAAAAGGUGGUGUCUUUCUCACAACAGUGGCCUCUGCAGGUGUAAUAGUGGGAUUCGGGUCAACACUGGCCCUGGCUAAAAAGAAAAGCCCUGAAUGGUUUAGUAAGGGUAUGCUGGGAUCUGCAGCAGUUCCUGAGAGUGGAGCUUCUCUUGCUCUGCGUGCUUUGGGAUGGGGUUCCCUGUAUGCCUGGUGUGGAGUUGGACUCCUCAGUUUUGCUGUCUGGAAGGCUAUGGGUGUCCACAGUUUGGGGGAGUUUCGGCAAAAAAUGCAGUCCUUUUUUCCUGCUAUUCCAAAAAACGAGGCACAAGAAAAUGCUGCACCGUUUGAUUGGGACUCACUUUUAAAAUCAAAAUAGUGUGCGAUCUGUGGACGGAAAACAGAAUAUUUACAAACUUUACACACUGGAGGAUCAACAUGCUUUGACUUGGGGAAGAGCAGAGUCCUGACAGAAGAGAGAGCUUUGGUACCGGUAUUUGAUUUAUUCUGAUCAAUGGCUGAAAGAUGGCUACCAGUCUGGAUGCAAAGCUGAAGUGUAUUUGCACUCCCAAGUAGUCCAAAUGAGACAACACACUCUAAGUGCAUCAUGGGAUUCAUCAGUAUUACACUAAACAGCAACCUCCAGAAGCUGACUGGAUUUCAACCCAUCAUGCCUUUAUCACUUUAUUAAUUUUGUACCAAAAAAAUCCACCUGUGUUUGUACUUUUAUGUUCUGUUCAAAAUGUGACACUGCUGCUCAUUUAUUUUGCCUGUUCUUAAGCUCCAAAUCACAUUACAUGUCCUGUACUGUGAGAAGGUCUCAAACAUUUACAUAUUUUGUGCUUUAUCAUUUACUUUUGUAAACGCUUACAUGUAAAUCGCAAGAAAAAGAACAAAGUCGCUCUAAAAGUGAAAGUAAAACUAGUAAGAUUUCAAAAUUACUGUAAGUGAGUUAAACAUGCUCUUGGAUUUGGCACUGCUGAGUUUAACUUGAGAGGAGACUGAACAGGGUUUUCCGUAAGUAGAAAAAGGAGGCACGGAAUAUCGUCCAGCUUGUAGAGAAACUGAGAAAUUCUGCCUGUGGGCAUCAGCGUGAGCACACUUGUGACUGCUCCUGAUGUUUUCCACACAUUUAGUACAUAACGUCAUUCAUUAAAAGAGAGAAGUCUGGCCAGAGCUGCUGCCUCAGCAGCAGUGUGGAGUAGCACAGGAGCUGAGUAACUGAAUUUACUCAAACAUGUGCAUCAAAUAAUGUUUCUCCUUCUAAAUAAAGCCUUCCAAUGAUCA
Astyanax mexicanus (Mexican tetra) is the source of this 1488-nucleotide messenger RNA. It is a transcript of the gene tmem242, whose product is annotated as transmembrane protein 242. The transcript is spliced from 4 exons. Bases 149 to 580 code for a protein of 143 amino acids. NCBI's taxonomy places the organism in Eukaryota, Metazoa, Chordata, Actinopteri, Characiformes, Acestrorhamphidae. The record is from RefSeq and is a predicted model, not a curated record.